AUGGAGAGGAGCAGCGAGCCCCGCCAGCCGUAUCCCGCCGGAGAAGAAGGCAGAGGCGCCGGCGGCAAGCUCAGGAAGCGUCCCGCGAGAAGAGCUGCUACGCCUUAUGCUCGGCCGCAGCAGAGCUUAGCACAGCGCACGCGGCCGUGGCUCUCGAAGCUCGCUAACCUAGUUUUGCCCAGCUACUUCUCUCAAUCGGGCAAUGCCCUCCCAGCUCCUCCUGCUGCUGAACGAGGAGUUGGAGAUGAAGAAGAAGAAGAGGAUCACGGUGAGUCUGGCAAUCAGGUUGAAGAAAAUGUCGGAAGGGAUGAAAUCAGUUUGUCAUUCAAUCAUCUGGGUUCGGGAUCAACUGAACUUGGUGGCACUAAUGAAGUCACCAAUGAAUUAAAUUCUCGUCCAGAGAUUGAAAGAGUUGAAGAACAGCAUACAGUGAACACUUCUGAUCUUGAUGGGGUUUCGGCAAUCGAGCAGUUACUGAUGAACAAAAAGUUUUCUAGGGAUGAAGUCAAUCGGUUGAUUGAGAUAAUUCACUCAAGGGCUGCUAAUUCUCCCAACAAGGAGGAAGAGAAGCAGCAUUCUGGUAUGUUUGGGCGGGAUGCUGGACCUUCGGCUUUCCUUGAAGAUUCACAAAGGUGCAGAGAAGCUGAGAAGAAGCACACGAGUUCAAUUACACAAGGCAUUUUCCAGCCUGCAGCUUGGGCUGAAACUUCAAGAAAGUCUACUGAAGUACAACAUGAAGAUACGAACAGAACAACUUGGGGAGGCUCAACUCCUCUUAUCCAGUCGACUGUUGAAGAUGAAGUUGGUGCUUCACCAAUCCAAAUUGCCAAAGCGUACAUGCAAAAACGGACAUCAGGAUUAGGAUUAGAGGAUGCAGCUGUAAAAGAUGAAGGGCCUUCUUCUCGUGGAGAUGAGAUGGCACUACAACCAUUUACCCCUUCAUCUUUUAUCAGGCCGUCACCAUGCUGGCCAGGUGCCAGGGUGCGAGAUCAGAAUGAGUAUGCUGCACCCCUCAGCCAAAGCGGGAGAUUCGGGCUCCAAAGUUUUCCUAGGACCCCUUAUUCUAGAGCUAUUGCCUCAAAAUCAAAGUCCAAGCUGAUUCAAUUGCAAGGGAGCAGUAGAAGAUCCCUGAACAUGCCGUCAACUCCAUUUCAGCCGCCUCAAUCAUCAACUUUUGGGCAGUUCAGUUCAAGGGAGAGGAAGUUGGAUAUUGGUGAAGGAUCUGUAGGACCUAUCCGAAGAACAAGAAGGCAGGGUGCUGCUGUAGAGCUUUCAGCUAGAGGAUCUCCAUUUGUCAGGCCAUCUGUGGAUACUCCUAAAGUUGAAAACAUCAAUGUGCCAGAGGGGAUAUUUUCCGCUUGGAAGAAAGACUCAGAAACAGGAAGAAAGCCUCAUUCCGAAGUCAGUACUCCUACCAUUCCUUCACAUUCUAGCCAGGUAGCUCGCAAGAUUUUGGAGCAUCUGGACAGAAACCCAGUUACUCCAAAGCAAAAGUCUGAUGAAUUAAGGCUCACCACUUCAUGGAAGAAGCCUGAGUCUUCUUCUGACAUAACUGCUUUCACGCCACUCAAGCAUAAUAGAUUGCCUCAAUUUGGGAUUCUGGAUUCAUCAGGAAAUUCUUAUCAGGCUGAUAAUAAAAAGAAGUCUUUACAUUGGAGUGAAGAUAGAGGGAAGUCCCUUUUCAAGGAUCCUCAGGAGACCACUAAUGAUGUGAAUGGAAAAUCUUCUGCCCCUGGCAUAACAAUUGGCAGUAAUGCUGUUGAUCCCGGGCCUUCACAAGUUCUAAAGAAAAAUGUGGAUUCAGAAAUCGUGAAAGCGAAUGAGGUUUCAGGUCUACAAAAGAAGCCUCCAGCACAUUCUUCAGGGACUAGACCAGUUCUGUCCUCUAUCGCCAUUGGAAAGCGUGAACAGAAGUGGGCGUCUUCUGAUGGCAACGCGAGUUUUAGUUUCCAAGUUCCAGCAUCAUCUACGGGCGUGUUCUCCGAGCCUCCGACUCCCUCCAUGCCAUCUUCCUCUGCAAACGGUCUGCAUCAGCCGGAAGCUGAUGAACAGUCAACCCCUACCUACAGCUUUGGCUCAAACAAGGGCCCUAAUUCUGCCCUUGUUUUCUCUUUCCCUUCAACGAGCAGCAGCAGCAGCUCCUUACCAGAUGGGACAUCAGAUCUGAAAUUCAAGUUUGGAUCAGACAAGAGCAGUAGGGUUUCUUUCAGCUCCAUAGGGAAAGACUCUGUGUGCUACUGA
Linum trigynum is the source of this 2241-nucleotide messenger RNA. The record is from the annotation of a GenBank genome assembly. Lineage: Eukaryota; Viridiplantae; Streptophyta; Magnoliopsida; Malpighiales; Linaceae.